Messenger RNA from Catharus ustulatus (Swainson's thrush), 2512 nucleotides. It is a transcript of the gene STRA8, whose product is annotated as stimulated by retinoic acid 8. The transcript has 8 exons. Lineage: Eukaryota; Metazoa; Chordata; Aves; Passeriformes; Turdidae. Bases 811 to 1809 code for a protein of 332 amino acids. Gene Ontology annotation, biological process: meiotic cell cycle; cellular response to retinoic acid. The record is from RefSeq and is a predicted model, not a curated record.
GAUGGAGGGAUUGAUGGUCAGACCGAGCGACAGAGCCGUCCCUGAGGCUCCGGCGCGGCCCCUCACGGGCUUCCCCCGGCCGGCCUGUCCCUCCCGGCCUCCGAAGGAACAGCAGGGGCGGGACUCUUACCUCUAGGCUGUGCUUGCGGUCGGUGGCGAGGCAGGGGGCGUUAAUCCAGUGGAAGGCAGGGAAAGGCAUUCCAGGCGGGCGCCUCCGGCUGUGUCAGGCCGGCGAGGCAGCUGCAGCAGGCCCAGCUGGGCCUGGAUCUGGCCCUCUCGUGCAAGAGUGUAUCUGGUAUCUGGUAUUGCCCACACCAAUGUGUCACAGUGUAUUGGGGAAAAAAAAAAUCAAUGUUGUAAAGAAAUCUGUCAUUUAGUAACAUCGGUGGGAGCAGAGGAGUCUCGGUGCUUUGUGAAGCCAAGCCCUGGAUACUCCGUGGAAAUGGAGCAUAACUCAUUGUAGGGAAGGGUGCAAGAGAUGGGAGGCUGGCUUCAGCUGGGUUGAUUUUAAUUGUUAGUGGUGAAUUAGGUUUUAGUAAGUACUUAACAGGCAGGUAUCUCAGGCAAAGAGAAUAUUUCAAACCCUGUGAUUUUCUACAGAAAGAUUAGCUCUUGUCAGUCAGCCAGAUUUUUCCUUUUUGUCUGUCCACUAUGCAGACUGUAAGAUUUCUUUCUCGUCACUUAAAUAUUUAUUCAAUAUAAAUAAAUGUUGCAUUGCAGCUUUCGACAGGCACAGCUGGAGACUGUAGGAAGACACAUGCCAAAGUGAGUCUCAGUCCCCUGAGACACCUUCAAGAGGUAGAACACUGCAUGGCAAAGCAGCACUUGCCACAGGCACACCACUGGGUUCCUCUGGCAAGACUCUUCAGCAGCUUGCGGGGAAGAGUUUUAUCCCAGUCAGACAGCUGUGCCUCAAAGUUGGUAGGCAUCCAACAAGACUUCACAGCAUGGUAUUUCUGGACAUGCUCCAAGAAGAGAACGAUCCAAACAGGACCAUUUGCUGAUGAAAAAAGAUCAGAGUUAACCAGCUGCAGUCUGGAGGAUGGGAGCCCAUCCAGCUUGGAGGAAGUCAGGGAGGAAUAUGUCAGGAGGCAAUUCGGCAGUCACAGCGCUACAUCAGCCUCAGAAGAUAUGAGUGAAAGUGACUCUGCCAUCUGGUAUUUGCUUCAAGAAUCUGAACAACAAACACUGGAAGAAUAUGGGAAGCCAGAAUUGAUUCAGUUUUCAGACACUUCAUCCCCAGACCUAGUGGAAUUUGAACGAUACCUGUAUUUUUAUAAGCACACAGUGGACCUGCUGAUAGAGCAUGGAAUUGUUUCCACUGGAGAGGUGCCUCUUCCUGAGGUCUCCACAGCUAUUUCCCAUCUCUGGCAAGAGCUUUCUGAAGAGAGCAGGGACAGCAUCUUGCAGUACUGUAGCCAGAGAGAUUUCCUCAUGGAUCCCAAGGCUGCUUGCCCAGAGCCUGCUUGCACUGAAGGUAGUGUGAGGGACAGCGGAGGUAACAGUGAGGAAGCCAGUGGUUCCUUACUCUCCACACCAGAGGAAGUGAUGUUUGAAGAUGCAUUUGAUGUUGCUGCUGGUUUCCUUGACAGAAGCAAGGCUCAGGGAAUGUCCAGCCAGAGUUCAGCAUUUGCAAGCUGCACUUCUGAAAAUCCAGAGGAUCACCAGAGACUCUAUCUGCAGGUCACUGGGUUCCUGAAACACCUCUUCUUCACUAAUACACAGUUUUGCCAGGAAGAAGAUCUUCACUAUGAUCAUGAGACUGUGAUGCUGCGGUGCACAGAGACCUUCGAUGAUGAAGAUUUCUAAACAGUAUCCCCACUAUCUCUACUUGGCCAAGCACUGCCAGGCACACCAGGUGUGGGAGGAGGCUUCACCUCCUCCAGUGAGCUACCUCUAAGCAGAGUGUGGAGACACUGUGUUGAACUGGUUUGUUACCAUCUCCUUCCCUCAUUAGUACUUCUUGAUAUAUCAGUUGACUAAUUUAUACUUUUUAAAGGUUUUAAAGGUCUUAGCUAUUUAUUAAUAAAGAUUUUUACCCAUUGCUAUUUAAUGUUUAGCCUUGCUUCACAAAGAAACUGAGGCAUGCACAGUUAAGUGACCUUGCCUAGCACAAGGUAUGGGAAGAGCAGCAGGGAGGCCAGAUCGGUGGCAGUCUGCAUGCUCCCACAGGAUGCAGGUCUCAAACUGCAACCUGCAAAAGUCACCUGGCACUGAUUACUUUUCUGGUGCAAUUUUUUAUCUUGGGCUGACAAAGAAAGAGGGAUUUGCUCACGGAGAGUGGGAUGAGGCUCUUGUAUCUCUUUAUGAGGACAGCAGCAGUAAGCACCCACUUCCCAGUCACCCAGAAAAGUGCAGGCACAGUAAUACACUUUGGAUUAUUUAUUUUGGUGAAGUGUGUAAAGCCAAGUGAUCAGUCCUGUGCUCUUCUACAUCUAAUUCUUGGAUGAGUAGUGCUGCCCAGAUAGUGUCUUGGAAUUAAAAGUGCUGUGAAAUUGAAUAAAGUCCUUCA